Molecule: messenger RNA, 424 nt
Organism: Paramuricea clavata
Lineage: Eukaryota; Metazoa; Cnidaria; Anthozoa; Malacalcyonacea; Plexauridae
Source: the annotation of a GenBank genome assembly
AAACAAAACCACUCGUGUGUGGCAGUUUGUGAGAUCGCACAGAAGCAAAGAGGAACAUUGCAAUCAAGCUGCUCAACAUUUGAUGAGAAAUUAGCUGAAGGAAAGGAAGCGUUAAACAACAUUUCUGAAGUGAUGGAGUCUCUUGAAAAGAAUGCUAAAACGGCUAAAGAUCAAAUCAAAGAACAAAAGAAAAAUAUCUUGAAGAUUGUGGCAGAAAAACUUGAUGAGAGAGCAGAGAAAAUGAAUGAGGAAGUGGACAAGGUUUAUGGUGAAUUACACAGUGAACUGAGCAAACAACAUCAUGAAAUGAAAGAUUAUCUUGAUAAAGUCCAAGCUUCAGUUUCUUUGCCAAAAAAUCUCCUGAACAGAGGAAGCAUUGAAGAAAUGCUAUCAUCACAAAAAUUGAUUGAUGAGAAAUUGAGAA